Callithrix jacchus (white-tufted-ear marmoset) is the source of this 5888-nucleotide messenger RNA. Lineage: Eukaryota; Metazoa; Chordata; Mammalia; Primates; Cebidae. The record is from RefSeq and is a predicted model, not a curated record.
GCUUGACUUUCAAGGAUGUGUCUGUAGAAUUCUCUUCGGCAGAGUGGAAAUGCCUGACCCCUGCGCAGAGGGCUUUAUACAGGGACGUGAUGUUGGAGAACUACAGGAACCUGGAGUCUGUGGCAGGAGAGACAGGAUUUCACCAUGUUGGCCAGGCUGGUCUCCAACUGCUGACCCCAAGUGCUGGGAUUAGAGGCAUGAGCUACUGCGACCGGCCCUGACUUUCUAUUCUUUAAAGCCAUUGGACUUCGCGGACUCUGGGACAGCACUUGUAUUUUACCUCAUCUAGAAAAUGUAUAUCGCGUGUUAUGUUGAACAUAAUAUCUAACGUAUCUAUAGAAAGAACGCUCCUCUUAGUUUUUAUUUGAGUUUUAUUUGUUUUUUGUUUUUUUGGGUUUUUUUUCUGAGAUGAUUCCCUCUGUCGCCCAGGCUGGAGUUCAGUGACUUAAUCUCCGCGUGCCGUGUUCAAGGGAUUUUCCUGCCCCAGCCUCCCGAGUAGCUGGGAUUACAGGCACGUGACACUAGCUCGCCUAAUUUUUUUUCUAUAAUUAGUAGAGACGGGGUUUCAGCAAUUUGGCGAAGCUGUUCUGGAACUCCUGACCUCAGGUGAUAGGCCCGCCUCGGCCUCCCAAAGUGCUGGAUUACGGGCAUGAGCCAUCACACCCGGCCAACUAAAAUCAAUUUCAAUAGCAACGAAUUUUCCUGGAUCCCACGUUGACUUCUCAGGGAGGUCCUAUUUCCCAGACGGCUGAGCUGCUCCAGCCUCACUGAGUGGUUUACGUUCCAAAACGGAAAAAAGGCGCCCAGAGCGAGAUGGAGGGAAGCUCAGGCCCUGCCCCCUUCCGGCCGCGGACCCCUCACAGCCUCGCCUCCCUCACGCACCACCCCCUCGCUUGACCUUUUCGCCCCGCCCUGGCCUCGCUCAGGCUCCGCCCACCUCUUGCUGUUCCUACCCUGCCGCGGCCACGCCUCCCCGACCUCCUAGAGGUUCCCGCCCGGGUCUGGUUUCUUUCCUUCGCAGAUUGGUAGGGACCGGAAGCGGAUGGCGUGUCCUGAAGGUCUGACCGCGGCUUGUGAGUUUUGGUCCUUCUUUUCCUCUCUGCACUUCCCAGGCCUCCGGUGCUUCUAUACCGGACACGUGGGUUCUCCAGAGACCUGGAAAUUCCGUCCCCUCUUAACCCAGAGCAAAUUGAGACGUCCAGGGUUGAUUUUUAAAGACUCAUAGUAGGUAAGGAAGCAGCUCAGAAGAGGAAAGAAAAGGAGCCCGGCAUGGCUCUUCCUCAGGGACGCUUGACUUUCAAGGAUGUGUCUGUAGAAUUCUCUUCGGCAGAGUGGAAAUGCCUGACCCCUGCGCAGAGGGCUUUAUACAGGGACGUGAUGUUGGAGAACUACAGGAACCUGGAGUCUGUGGGUGAGGAAAAUGUUCCUCCAGACACGAGUAAUCCGUCUUUGUUUAUCUGGGCUCUUCCUGCCGCUGGCAACCUCAAUUGUAGCUCAUUGUUAAAGAAACAUCAGAUAAACCAUUUAGGAAAGAACAAAUACAAAUGUGAUGUGUGUGGCAAGGUCAUCAAUGAGAAGCGAAAUCUUGUACACCAUCAUAGAUGUCACACUGGUGAGAAACCUUACAAGUGUAAUGAGUGUGACAAGUCUUUCAGUGACAGGUCAUGCCUUCCACACCAUCAUAGACUUCAUACUGGAGAGAAACCUUACAAGUGUAAUGAGUGUGGCAAGACCUUCCAUCAGGUGUCAUUUCUUACUUGCCAUCAAAAGCUUUAUACUGGAGACAAUCCUAACAAGUGUCAUGAGUAUGGCAUGAAAUUCCAUCAGAUGACGUCCCUUACAAAGCAUCGUAGAAUUCAUACUGGAGAGAAACCUUACAAGUGCAGUGAGUGUGGCAAGAGCUUCAGUCGAAAUUCAUCACUUGUAACUCAUAAGGCAGUUCAUACUGGAGAGAAACCUUACAAGUGUAAUGAAUGUGGCAAGGGUUUUCACACAAAAGCACACCUCACAUGUCAUCUUAGACUUCACACUGCGGAGAAACCUUACAAGUGUCAUGAGUGUGUCAAAACCUUCAGUCACAUGUCAUCCCUUACAUGCCACCAUAGACUUCAUACUGGAGAGAAACCUUACAAGUGUCAUGAGUGUGGCAAGACCUUCAGUCAGAUGUCAUCCUUAACACGCCAUCAUAGACUUCAUACUGGAGAGAAACCUUACAAGUGUAAUGAGUGUGGCAAGACCUUCAGUCGAAAUUCAUCACUUGUAAUUCAUAAGGUAAAUCAUACUGGAGAGAAACCUCACAAGUGUAAUGAAUGUGGCAAAAGUUUUGUUAAAAAGGAACACCUUGUACGUCAUCAUAGACGUCAUACAGGAGAGAAACCUUACAGGUGUAAUGAGUGUGGCAAGACCUUCAGUCGAAAUUCAUCACUUGUAAUUCAUAAGGUAAUUCAUACUGGAGAGAAACCUCACAAGUGUAAUGAAUGUGGCAAGGGUUUUGUUAAAAAGGAACACCUUGUACGUCAUCAUAGACAUCAUACAGGAGAGAAAGCUUACAGGUGUAAUGAGUGUGGCAAGGCCUUCAGACAGGUGUCAUUUCUUACACGCCAUUGUAGACUUCAUACUGGAGAGAAACCUUACAAGUGUAAUGACUGUGGCAAGACCUUCAGUGACAGGUCAUCCCUUCAACGACAUCAUAGACUUCAUACAGGAGAGAAACCUUACAAGUGUAAUGACUGUGGCAAGACUUUCAGACAGGUGUCAUCCUUUACAUGCCACCGUAGACUUCAUACUGGAGAGAAACCUUACAAGUGUAAUGACUGUGGCAAGACCUUCAGACUGGUGUCAUCGUUUACAUGCCACCGUAGACUUCAUACUGGAGAGAAACCUUACAAGUGCAAUGAGUGUGGCAAGACCUUCAGUCAGAUGUCAUCUUUUACACGCCACCAUAGACUUCAUACUAGAGAGAAACCUUUCAAGUGUAAUGAAUGUGGCAAGGUUUUUAAUUGCAAAGCACAACUCGUACAUCAUCAUAGAAUUCAUACUGGAGAGAAACCUUACAGGUGUAAUGAGUGUGGCAAGACCUUCAGUCACAUGUCAUCUGUUACACGCCAUCGUAGACUUCAUACUGGAGAGAAACCUUACACGUGUAAUGAGUGUGGCAAGACCUUUCAUCAAAUGUCAUCCCUUACAAGCCACCGUAGACUUCAUACUGGAGAGAAACCUUACAAGUGCAAUGAGUGUGGCAAGACCUUCAGUCACAUGUCAUCUUUUACACGCCACCACAGACUUCAUACUGGAGAGAAACCUUACAAGUGUAAUGAAUGUGGCAAGGUUUUUAAUUGCAAAGCACACCUCGUACGUCAUCAUAGACGUCAUACUGGAGAGAAACCUUAUAGGUGUCAUGAGUGUGACAAGAGCUUCAUUCAAAAGUCACACCUUACAUGCCAUCGUAGACUUCAUACUGGAGAGAAACCUUACAAGUGUAAUGAGUGUGGAAAGACCUUUCAUCAAAUGUCAUCACUUACGUGCCACCGUAGACUUCAUACUGAAGAGAAACCUUACAAAUGUAAGGUCUGUGAUAAGCCUUUCAGAACCUAUUCACACCUAGCAAAACACAGUAUAAUACACACUGGAGAGAAACCUUAGAAGUGUAAUGAGUGUGGCAAGACCUUCAGUCAAAAUUCAUCACUUGUAACUCAUAAGGCAGUUCAUACUAAAGAGAAACCUUACAAGUGUAAUGAAUGUGGCAUGGGUUUUGAUACAAAAGCACGCCUUGUAUGUCAUAGACUUCAUACUGCAGAGAAACCUUACAAGUGUAAUGAGUGUGGCAAGGCCUUCAGACAGGUGUCAUCCCUUGCGUGCCAUCGUAGACUUUAUAUGGAAGAGAAACCUUACAAGUGUCAUGAGUGUGGCAAAACCUUCAGUCACAUGUCAUCCCUUGUAUGCCAUCAUAGACUUCAUACUGGAGAGUGACCUUACAGGUGUAAUGAGUGUGGCAAGAAAUUUCAUCACAUGUCAUCCCUUACGUAACAUUGUAGACUUCAUACUAGAGAAACCUUACAAGUGUCAUGAGUGUGGCAAGACCUUCAGUCAGAUGCCAAAUCUAGUAUGACAUUGCAGACUUCAUACUGGAGAAAAACCUUACUAGCAUAAUGAAUGUGGCAAGGUUUUUAACCGACAGGCAACCCUUGCAUGUCAUCAUAGAUUUCAUUCUGGAGAGAAACCUUACAAAUGUGAAAAAUGUGACAAAGUUUUCACUCACAGAUCACACCUUGAAACACAUAAGAAAACUCAUAGUGAAGAGAAAGCUUACAGAUGUAAGAUUUGUGACAAGGCUUUCACGUGUAAUGUAUACCUGGGAAAACAUACUAGAAUUCACACUGGAGAGAAACCCCACAAGUGUAAUUAGUGCAACAAGUUCUUUGAUCAAAAUUGAUCUCUUAAUUCAUAAGGCAAUUCAUACUGGAGAGAAACCUUACAAGUAUAAUGAGUGUGGCAAGGAUUUUAAUCAAAAAUCAAAUCUUGCUCAUCAUUAUAGACUUCGUGCUGGAGAGAAACCUUACAAAUGUGAAGAAUGUGACGUUUUCAGUCCCAAUUCACACCUUGAAAGACAGGGUAAAUCAUACUAAACAGAAACCAUGACGUAUGAGAUUUGUGACAAGGCUUUUGGGCAUGAUUCACACCUGGUGUAACAUGCUAGAUUCUCACUGGAGAGAAAACUUACAUAGGUACUGAGUGCGGCCAAGCCUUUAGUGCACAGUGAGCACUUAUUCAUCAUCAAGCAAUCCAUGGCAUAGGGAAACUUUACUAAUGUAAAGAUUGUUCCAAAGUCUUCAGUAACGCUACAGCCAUUGACAUUAUUGGAGAAUCCAUAGUGGAAAGGCAUCUUACAAGUGUGGUAAAUGUGGAGAUUUUUUGAACAUCGUUGAUACCUUUCAGUUUAUCGGCCAACUCAUGCUGGAGAGAAACCCUACAAAAGUCAGGAUUGUGGCCAGGUCUUCAGUCAUACUUCCCCUUAUGCAAAACAUGGGAGAAGUUAUACAGGAGAGAAACCUCCCCAGUGUGCUCGUGGUGGCAAGCUUUACUUCACAUUCACAUGUCAUUAGACAUCAGAGAAUCCAUCCUGGAUGGAAAUCUUACAAAUGUCCUAAGUGUGGCAUGGUCUUUAGUCUGAGGUCACUCCUUGCAGAACAUGAGAAAAUUCAUUCUGGAGAUAAUUGUUCAAAAUGCAUUGAAUAAGCAGCCAUCGAGCAUCGACUUGAGUUUGAGUUGACUUAACAUUGAGUUCAAGUAUUAAUUGACAUUAAAGUGUUUAUGUUAAGAUGAUUGGGCCAGGCAGGGUGUGGCUCACACCUGUAAUCGCAGCACUUUGGGAGGCCAAGAUGGGUAGGUCACUUAAGGUUAGGAGGUUUGGACCAGCCUGUCCAACAGAUGUGAGCUUCUUUUUUCCGCCUGUUUUUUUGUUUUGUUUUGUUUUUAUUUAACAAAAAGUGACAGGGGGUUUUAUGGGUAUUGUGUUGAAUCUAAAUCACAUUGGUUUAUGUAAUCAUUUCACAACAUUUUUCCAAUCAAUAUGAGUUGUAUCUAUAUAUAUGUUUUUAAUCAUUUUGAUCAAUGUAUGUAGAUGUCAAGGUAGAAACUUCUCACCUUUUUAGCUUUAUUCUUAAGUAUUUCUUACUUUAUAUUCCCUAGCACAUGGAAAUAUUUUUUUAAGUUUCUCUUAAAAUUGUUUAUUGUAGAUGUAUGGAAAUUGAACUGAUUUCUGGUGCUGAUACUGUAUUCUGCAAAUACACUGAAAGUGUGUCUUGGUUUCAGUAGAAUUUGGUUGACUGUGAUUUUCUACACAGAAGAUCAUGUCAUCUCCAAACAAAUAUACUUGUACUUGUUUCUGA